Molecule: messenger RNA, 794 nt
Organism: Alnus glutinosa
Lineage: Eukaryota; Viridiplantae; Streptophyta; Magnoliopsida; Fagales; Betulaceae
Product: dirigent protein 19-like
Exons: 1
Coding region: 50-682 (210 amino acids)
Source: RefSeq, a predicted model, not a curated record
UAGCUGUUCUGGACAAGACAUUAAAAGGUCUAUUUAAGAACCCCCACGUAUGAACAACGAAUUUGUACAUGUGAUCUGUUUGCCCCUCUCCAUUCUAUCAGAUACUACCAUGGCUGCUCUCUCUUUGCAAAACCAAGUCCUUGCUGUUCUACUAUUUGCUUUCCUUUCAUUUGAGGCCACCACCUCCACCUCCCACCACCACCACCACAAGCAUGGGCUGAAAUCCCUCCACUUUUCUCUCUUUCAACAUGAAACAAUAAACAAGACUGGCUACAUCAUAGUGAAUGGAGUCGCAGGACCAGCCGUGGGUCAAACCACAACCCCGUUCGGCACCUUAUUUGCUUUCGAGGACCCGAUGACUGUCGCGGCCAACCGAUCUUCAAAGCUUGUUGGGAUUGCAGAGGGAACUUCCAUCACUUCUUCUUUGGAUGGCCUCAGGAGCAUUUCUAUUGCUAAGAUCACUUUGCGUUUGAAAAACUACAAGGGUUCGGUUUCAAUCGUUGGAGGCACACAUAACAUCAAGCCUUCUGAUCACCCUGUUGUGGGAGGCACCGGUGACUUCCUGUUUGUGCAAGGCUAUGUGACAUCCUCUCCGGUCGAUCUCGAGGGCAUUACCGUCGUCUACAAGAUAGAGUUUCACCUCUACUGGCCUCCAUAUGCCGCUCAAGUUUCUCCUUCCUAGAGGGCUUGCCCCAUUUCGAAAAUGAACUGUCACCAUUGUUUUUCAUCUGCUAAGCUGUUACCACUAUUCAGUAUAUUGUAUGGAGGUUCAUGAAAGGCUCUUUCACAUUUAA